This is a messenger RNA of Porites evermanni, 981 nucleotides long. NCBI's taxonomy places the organism in Eukaryota, Metazoa, Cnidaria, Anthozoa, Scleractinia, Poritidae. The record is from the annotation of a GenBank genome assembly.
AUGGCAUCAGGCCACCAGUCGCUCGUAAAGGAAGCAGCUCAGGACGCUGAAGAACUCAACAUCACACUUCAGCUUGAUACCCUAAAUCCCGUGUGUGUUACAGCAGAAGGAAAGGUGGUAACUGCAGCAAGAGCUGGGAAUCUGUUGAAGCAAUCUCAAGAGAAGCAGUUCUUGGAGAUCGCUAAAGACAAAAAGUGGCAAGGAAAGUUAUUCCGUAUCAGAUGGGAAGAUGAGAGCCUUAGCAUAACCAGCUGCUUUGCAUGGUUAAAAGGUUGGGCUACAUGCCCUACAUAUACCAUCGCGGGCAUGUAUGAAUCGUAUGAGCAGUUGUUACCUACGAAGCUCUACACAAAGAAGAAGACGCAAACCUCCACCGACGGCGAAGUCCUAUUCAGGUUAUGUGGGAAGGUAGCGGAGAGCGUUGCACAUGUAUUGGCUGGAUGUUCCUCCCUGGCACAAACCAAGUACCUAUACAGGCAUAAUGCAGCUUUGAAGAUUCUGUUUUUUGAGCUCCUGCAAGAGCAUGGGUUAAUAGAAGAGGUUCCACCAUGGUACUCACCGGUGAUGCCAAAACCAGCCUACCAGAACACCACGAGUGAGGCGUUUUGGGAUAUUCCCAUCUAUGCAGAGCACAACGAAGUUAGAGCAAAUCGGAUCGACGCGCGACUUGUCAGCCACGAGAGGAAAGAAGUCUGCAGAACUGAAAUGAGCUGCCCAUGGCUUGAGAGCAGAGCUAAGAAAGAUGAGGAAAAGACACUCAACUAUGGGCCCAUGAUGUGGGAGCUGAAGCAGAGAUACAAUGGUUACAGGGUUGAACAGUACAACUUAAUAAUUGACGUACUGGGUGGUUACUCUAAACACCUAGAGAAGUCGGUGAGGAAGCUAGUUGGAGCGAGAGCAAGGAGCGUACUUGAGCGAAUGCAGAAGUCGGUCAUCUCAAACACUUUAAACAUUGCCAGAACAUUUAAGAUAAAUACUUAG